Molecule: messenger RNA, 2902 nt
Organism: Columba livia (rock pigeon)
Lineage: Eukaryota; Metazoa; Chordata; Aves; Columbiformes; Columbidae
Gene: FBXL3
Product: F-box and leucine rich repeat protein 3
Exons: 5
Coding region: 291-1592 (433 amino acids)
Molecular function (GO): protein binding
Source: RefSeq, a predicted model, not a curated record
UCCCUCCUCGCUCGUGCCGCCUCCCGCCCGGGUCUGCAGCGCGGGAGCGCGCGAGGGAGGGUGCCCGCCGCCAUCUUGGCCGCUUUGCGUCGCUUCCGCUGCUGGAAGUAAACAGAGAGAGGGGUGGGAGGGAAGGGGGCAUCGACACGGGUGGGACGGGACGGGACGGCCGGCCGGGCGAAGGAGGCGCUGGGGUCGGCUUCGGCGGAGGGCGCUGAUGUGGCCGGAGCGGAAGCGUCAGCGCGGCCCGAGUCCCGGUUAAUGCGAAGCGCAGCAGGGGAGCCGCCAGAAUGAAACGAGGAAGGAAAACCAAUGAGGCCAACAGCAGCUCAUCUGAAGAGACAACUGAGAAAGAAUUCAAGAGACACAAGGUCAUAGAUGAGAAAACUGUAGUUACACAGAGUCCUGACUGGGCAAACCUGCUUCAAGACAUUAUCCUGCAGGUGUUUCAGUACUUGCCCCUUCUGGAUCGUGCUCAUGCAUCUCAGGUCUGUCGAAGCUGGAACCAGGUGUUUCAUAUGCCUGAUCUCUGGAGGUGUUUUGAGUUUGAACUGAAUCAACCAGCUACCUCUUACUUGAGGGCUACACAUCCUGAACUCAUCAAGCAAAUAAUAAAGAGGCAUUCCAAUCAUCUGCAGUAUGUAAGCUUCAAGGUGGACAGUAGCAAGGAGUCUGCAGAAGCAGCUUGUGAUAUUUUAUCGCAGCUUGUGAAUUGCUCUCUGAAAACACUUGGGCUGAUUUCAACUGCCCGGCCAAGCUUCAUGGAUUUACCAAAGUCUCACUUUAUUUCUGCACUGACAGUGGUGUUUGUAAACUCCAAAUCCCUCUCUUCACUGAAGAUUGACGAUACACCAGUAGAUGAUCCAUCUCUCAAAGUGCUGGUGGCUAACAACAGUGACACACUCAAACUGUUGAAAAUGAGCAGUUGUCCUCAUGUUUCUCCAGCUGGUAUCCUUUGCGUGGCUGACCAGUGUCAUGGUUUACGUGAAUUGGCGCUGAACUACCACCUGCUGAGCGAUGAGCUUCUGCUUGCUUUGUCUUCUGAGAAACAUGUCAGGUUAGAACACUUGCGCAUCGAUGUUGUCAGUGAAAAUCCUGGACAGACUCAGUUCCACACAAUUCAGAAGAGCAGCUGGGACGCUUUCAUCAAGCACUCUCCUAAAGUAAAUUUAGUAAUGUAUUUUUUCUUGUACGAAGAAGAGUUUGACCCGUUCUUUCGUUACGAAAUACCUGUCACUCACCUGUACUUUGGAAGAUCGGUAAGCAAAGACGUACUUGGCCGCGUUGGGAUGACUUGUCCUCGGCUAGUUGAACUGGUGGUGUGCGCCAAUGGAUUGCGGCCGCUGGAUGAGGAGCUGAUCCGUAUUGCGGAACGUUGCAAGUAUCUGUCAGCCGUUGGCCUAGGAGAGUGUGAAGUCUCUUGCAGUGCCUUUGUUGAGUUUGUGAAGAUGUGUGGCGGUCGUCUCUCUCAGCUUUCUAUUAUGGAGGAAGUUUUGAUUCCUGAUCAGAAAUACAGCUUAGAACAGAUUCAUUGGGAAGUUUCAAAGCAUCUUGGUAGAGUCUGGUUCCCAGACAUGAUGCCCACGUGGUAAAGUCCUUAAAAGACUUCCGGGCGGAUGGAAUAGCACCUUAAACUCAAGCUGACCAUAUUGCAAUUUACUGUAUUCGCUUAUUUAAUACUACAGUUUUUACUGUAAUUUACUUCAUUGUUUGAUUAGAAAAUUAAUUUUUCAUUCCAAAACAAUUUAUGAACUCCAGAGUCAAAAAUAGAAAUAGCUCCAAAACCCAUUUUCAUCCAUGCACAAAUCUGUUUUUUAUUCUAGAUUUGUUCUUUUUCAUUAACCGUGACCUCAGACUUUUAUGGAAAUAAAAAAUGUAUUUAAAAUAUUGAAUUGUACCUGCAAAAUAUCAGUUUUAAUAUGCUGUCCUUCUUUAACUUAGAUACUGGUAUUGAACACAAUCAGAUUUGGUCUUAAAAAACAAAACCCCACUGAAAUGGCAUGCUGCUGUUGCAGACUGUAGCAUUUCUAAAUCCAGCCACUUAGAAGGCCAGAUUAAAAGGAGUAUUUAGUAGGCUGUGAAAUAUACACAUUCUUGUAUAUAAAAGGCAAGAGCAAUAUGCAACAAUAGUAAUAUUUUAAUUGUCUAAACUCUAAGUUUACUACCUUAUUGAACAGACUAUUAGAUUCAUCUAAAAUGUAUUACAGUGCAAAGAAAUAGUAGUGCAAGCUAUCAAAAGUGUGGGGGUUUUUUGUUUUGUUUUGUUUUUUCUUUUGUCCUCUCUAUGCGUUUUAACGUAGUUUGCUUAUGGGGUUUCAGGUCUGCAUCUAAACCUGUUUUAAGGUAUUUUAUGUCUAGCUCAGGAAGCGAAAGCAUUCUGGGGAAAAAUGUAGAUACGUUGUAUUUAAAAACACAUUGGAGCUAAUGAGCUUUUCUUGCACGUUAACCAGUUUUGCAGCAUACUGUUAGAUGGAAUAAUGUAUAGGUAAUUAAAUGAACCCUGCAGUGCUAAAUGUGAUGACAUGCAUGUGAGCAGUGUGAGACAAGAAAGUUAAAAUCUGAAUGGUGAGCAAGAACCUUUUAACAAAAAUCUUAGGCCUUUUGGCUGCUUUCAAUUUGAGAGAAAUGACAUUGUAACAGUUGCUUAAGCUGUAUAAACUAAUUGUAUAGUGUAAAUCUGUUUCAGAAAUGUUUAUGUAUAAAGUGAAUGUUUGAUAGAUGAUCAUUUUGUAUACCUUUACUUCAGCUAGUUGAAUCAUUUCAUAAUAUUUAAAAACCUAAAAGUAGUUAACUUGCGUGAAGUAGAGCAAUAGACAAAAAUUUGUUUUGAAUAUUUGGUAAAUCAGUUUUAUUAAAGAAAGUUUUUUGUCUGUAGGUGGUGUAGGCAACAUUUUGCCUGUGA